Molecule: messenger RNA, 2902 nt
Organism: Thalassophryne amazonica
Lineage: Eukaryota; Metazoa; Chordata; Actinopteri; Batrachoidiformes; Batrachoididae
Gene: slc35e1
Product: solute carrier family 35 member E1
Exons: 6
Coding region: 42-1175 (377 amino acids)
Cellular component (GO): Golgi apparatus
Molecular function (GO): antiporter activity
Source: RefSeq, a predicted model, not a curated record
GCGGUGAACAGCUGCCAGACACGCGUCACUCCGUGCUGAAGAUGGCUGCGGUCGAGCGAACCCCUGUCAGGGAAGGAAUCCGGAUAGUUUCGCUCUGUGUGUGUUGGUAUACAGUCAGCUCCGGGGGCAACGUCGUCAAUAAAAUCAUCCUUAAUGGAUUCCCGUAUCCCGUCACGGUGUCUCUUUUUCACAUUCUUUCUAUCAUUGCUUUCCUGCCGCCGUUGUUGCGGACAUGGGGAGUCCCCAAAACAGAACUACCGAGCAGGUACUACCGCUGGUACAUCCUGCCUUUAGCUUUUGGGAAAUACUUCGCAUCAGUGUCGGCUCAUUUCAGCAUAUGGAAAGUGCCAGUUUCCUAUGCGCACACCGUCAAAGCUACAAUGCCAAUAUGGGUUGUGUUGUUAUCAAGAUUGAUCAUGCGGGAAAAGCAAACUACAAAGGUGUAUAUAUCUCUGGUUCCCAUCAUUGGCGGAGUCCUGCUGGCCACAGUGACUGAGCUUUCCUUUGAUGUUUCAGGCCUCAUCAGUGCCCUGGCUGCCACGCUUUGCUUCUCUCUGCAAAACAUCUACUCCAAAAAGGUGUUGCGUGACACGAGGGUGCAUCACCUGAGGUUACUCAACAUCCUGGGCUUCAAUGCUGUGAUCUUCAUGCUGCCAACUUGGAUUCUGGUGGACCUCUCUGUGUUCCUUGUGAAUGGAGACUUGUCGGACAUAUCAGGAUCGACUCGGACCCUCACCCUCCUGCUCAUCAGCGGCUUCUGCAACUUUGCUCAGAAUGUUAUCGCCUUCAGUGUGCUCAACCUCGUCAGCCCACUCAGCUACGCAGUGGCCAAUGCCACCAAGAGGAUCAUGGUCAUCAGCAUCUCACUGUUAAUGCUGCGUAAUCCCGUCACCCUCACCAACAUCCUGGGUAUGAUGACGGCCAUCGUCGGGGUCUUCCUCUAUAACAAGGCCAAGUAUGACGCUAACCAGCAGAAGCAGCUGUUGCCCAGCCACAAGCAGGACUUGUCCUUUGACAACCCAGCACUGGAUAAGAUCCAAGCCAACGGGUCAGUGCCUUUCUCCCACAGUUCAGAGCUUCAGCACAGCCGGAACAACGUGUUGACCGACUACUUCCAGUACAGCCGGCAAACGUACACGACAAACUACGGCAACAACCACCAGUAUGUGGUCUAAAGGACGGGUCACUGCCCUGCACAGUACUGUGUUGGUGCUGUCACUGCAGCAGUUUCUUCAAAUCGGCCAUUUCAGUGACUGAAGUGCUGUUUUUGGAACGGGGAAAUGACAGGAGCAGAGGAAGGGCCUGUGACUUGACCUCUCCCAUGUCCCACUCUGCCUAAAACUUCAGCUUCACUUGUUUAUUAUUUUGGUACAGACUAUGUCGGCUGGUAUGUGAGAAAACAACAUGCAUAUCGACCAUUCUGAGACUUUUUGGUGAGUGAUUAAGCCAUGAUCUGGGAACACUGGAGUGUACCACACCAGGAUGCAAAUAAGGAAGGACGUGCACCUCACUGUCUGCCUCACUUUGCUUUUCAUGUCCAACCAUCAGUUUUGUUCAGAAGUACUGAGUAUUUAUGUGAACGCUUCACUGGCACCAGAACAAGAGUGUCUCACGCUUUGUAAUGAAGGAUAUUUUGGAGGGAGUGCCUUAACCCUGUGGUUUAGGCUUUUUUUUUUUUUUUUUUUUUUUUCUUCCAUUCUCUUUUUUCAUUGUCUUCUUUCUUUAUGAGGCACUUGUAAUAUAGUGAACAAAUUCUUGUUGUUGUUGGGGUGGGGGAAUCCUCAUAGGGAAAAAGUAGUUUUGUUACAUUAGUGCAAACUGUUGUCAGGUAUUGUUUUAAGUAAAUGCUAAAGUACAAACAAGAAUUUUGCUGCUAAAGCUUCAUUCUUUUUCUCAGCCUGCAUUAAGUUUCCACUUGUCAUUGUUCGAGGAGGUACAACAUUUCACUUUAAUUUGAAUUAUUACAAGUGCCUGACAAACAUUUCAAAAUCUGUGAUGGGUCAGCAGUCCUGCUCUUAGAAAACAUCUGCCCCCCACUGUCCACAUCAGCAAACACAGCUGAUUAAUUGACGUGAAUGUUUCCUAGGUCUUGAUUGGCUGAGCACACCUGAGUUAAUUUAGUUAGCACUGGGUGGAAGUGGCCAGGUGGUCUCCAGGAGCCUGACUGGUCUACAUAUUCAUUGUGCUGCUCAUUUUGAUCAGUGGAGUCAUGACAGUGCAUCCAACUACCAUUGAAAUCAUUAUUGAAAACACGUGGACUUCAGUCUAAUUGUAAAUGGAUUCCAAAAACAAACCCGAGACUGGUUCUGUUGUCUAGAAUUAUCAGUGACCUAUAUAUACACACAUCCAAAAAGAAAAAAAAAAAGUCUUUCAUAGAGUAAUCGUAUCCAUGUAAUAUUCUACAAAACCAUUCUAUAGCUAUGUGCAUAGUAAUGAUUAAUGGGCACGGGUUGCAUAAGUUCCUUUUGACGAUUUGACAGAAAAAAAUGUCCCAGUCUGACAAGUUUAUCUCCUCUGGUGGGUGAUUUUUGGGCAUUGAACCAAAGCAGUUCUGUCACAUUUAUAUCUGAAGUAGAGGUCUGUCAUACGUUUGCACCUUCUGAAACAACAAAAUGUGUUUUGCAGGUUUAACUGUACUGUUAAUUGUCUUUUGGUUAUAGACUUCAUGGGUUGUAUGAGUCGACUCGUGUGAAAUCACAGGAAUACUUUGUGCAAUUAAAGAUUAAAUUGUAAUAGCAGGUGGAUAUCAGACUUGAUUCUUGUCAGAAAGCAUGUAAUAGAUAAUUUAUUAUGAAGGAAACAUCUUCUCAGUGCUUGAACUGUUUCAUUUAGAAAAUAUCAGUCAUUUGCUUUUGACUUUGCAGCAUAGACUGCUGUCUUUGCACAGUUUUCAUGACUUUAU